Penaeus vannamei (Pacific white shrimp) is the source of this 1014-nucleotide messenger RNA. Lineage: Eukaryota; Metazoa; Arthropoda; Malacostraca; Decapoda; Penaeidae. The record is from RefSeq and is a predicted model, not a curated record.
UUGUCCAGAUUUGGAUUUACAGUGUCACACCAGGCACGGAUACUGUAACCAUACGUGCCUGCCUGACGAAGUGGCUCUGUCAGGAUUCUGCAAGUACGACAACUGCUCAUGCUGCGUUAGGGGAACAACAGACCCGUGCCCAGAUCUGAACAUGCAGUGCAACGCCACCGGGGGAUACUGCCACCGCGAGUGCCAGUCUGGCGAAGUGGCUCUGACGGGGCUCUGCGCUCACGAAAACUGCUCCUGCUGUGUCAGGAGACAGAACCUUGUCCCGAUUUGGAGCAACAGUGUCACUCCAGACACGGAUACUGCAACCACACGUGCAUGUCUGACGAGGAAGCUCUGUCGGGGCUCUGCAAGUACGACAACUGCUCCUGCUGCGUCAAGGUGUCAACAGACCCGUGCCCAGAUCUGAACAUGCAGUGCAACGCCACCGGGGGAUACUGCCACCGCGAGUGCCAGUCUGGCGAAGUGGCUCUGGCGGGGCUCUGCGCUCACGUAAACUGCACCUGCUGUGUCAAGGAGACAGAUCCUUGUCCCGAUUUGGAGCAACAGUGUCUCUCCAGACACGGAUACUGCAACCACACGUGCAUGUCUGACGAGGAAGCUCUGUCGGGGCUCUGCAAGUACGACAACUGCUCCUGCUGCGUCAAGGAGACAGAACCUUGUCCCGAUUUGGAGCAACAGUGUCUCUCCAGACACGGAUACUGCAACCACACGUGCAUGUCUGACGAGGAAGCUCUGUCGGGGCUCUGCACGCACGAUGACUGCUUCUGCUGCGUCAAGGUGUCAACAGAUCCCUGUCCAGAUCUGAACAUGCAGUGCAACGCCACUGGUGGAUACUGCAGCCACGAGUGCAAUUCUGACGAAGAACCUCUUUCGGGACUCUGCACGCACGAAGACUGCUUCUGCUGUGUCAAGAAGACAGAACCUUGUCCCGUUUGGAGCAACCAGUGUCUCUCCAGAGACACGCAUUACGAUACUGACAGGAACCCACCAUGGUGGCAUGUCUGA